AAAAAAAAAGAAGAAGGGAUCGGUGACGAUUUACUGGAAAUUUUUCAGGGUUAGAAAAUUAGAAAUAUAAUUUUCAAAUUUGAAAAUGCGUAUAAAUAAAGACACAACUAUAGUAGGUAAUAAUGUGGUUCUAAUCCCUUACAAAAAGGAGCAUGUUGAUAAAUAUCAUGAAUGGAUGAAAUCUACAGAAUUACAAAUGUUGACAGGCUCUGAGCCCCUCUCUCUGGAAGAAGAACAUGAAAUGCAAAAAUCCUGGUCAAUGGAUGAAAACAAAUGCACUUUCAUAAUACUAGAUAAAAAUAAAUAUGUGGAAACCAGAAAUGAAAUAGUGUCAAUGAUUGGAGACACAAAUUUAUUUUUUGCUAAUUGUGAUGAUAGAUUAUGUGCAGAAGCAGAAAUAAUGAUUGCUGAAUCAUGGGCUAGAGGAAGAAAAUGUGGUUGGGAAGCUAUGCUACUCAUGCUCAAUUAUGGAAUCAAUUAUUUGGGAGUGAAACAAUUCAUUGUCAAAAUCUCCUAUGCAAAUGAAAUAAGUUUGCACAUGUUCCAGAAAAUGGGUUUUGAGGAAGUAAGCAGGAGUGAAGUUUUUCAGGAAGUUACUCUUAGUAAAAUUGUUGAUGAUAAUUGGAUAAGAUGGCUCCAAAACAAUUUGGGAGAAUUUCAAAUCAAGUCCACAUAAGUUAUAUCAAAUUUAUUAUCAAAUAAAAGACAGCAUAAUCAGUACCAACCUUUUUCUUAAUAAGAACUAUUUUC
Phaedon cochleariae (mustard beetle) is the source of this 750-nucleotide messenger RNA. NCBI's taxonomy places the organism in Eukaryota, Metazoa, Arthropoda, Insecta, Coleoptera, Chrysomelidae. The record is from the annotation of a GenBank genome assembly.